AAACAACACAACUCUUGAUGCGAACCAGCCACGCCCACGCAUUUGACAGAAAGAAAGCACAACCAAACAGACCAAAACUCAAGAAGAAAGAGAAAAUCAACAAGAUCAAACCACAAAUUUUAUUUCAUUUCUUGGUACGAAGACAGCGAAGUUGCGGCAACUUCCUAAUUUGUCUCCACCCUAUCCGCACACAAACACACUUUUCAGCACUUCAUCGUCAACCCCAAAUUAUUCCAACCCUUCCAUUUCUUCAAUCAAUUUUGCAGAAAUCGACAAGAAGAUGAGUUUUGCCGAUUUAGAGGCAGGUAGACCGUUGCCUUCUAUACGAAGGCAGCAGCAGCAACAAGAUCCUUCUCAGGCUGUUGCAGCGGGUAUUUUUAAGAUUAACACGGCCGUGUCUUCUUUUCAACGUCUUGUUAAUACCCUUGGUACUCCAAAAGAUACCCUUGAUCUUCGCGAUCGAUUACAUAAGACGAGGUUACAUAUUGGGCAGUUGGUAAAAGAAACCUCAGCAAAGCUUAAGGAAGCCAGUGAAACUGAUCAGCGCUUUGAAGUCGGUGCUAGCAAAAAAAUUGCUGAUGCUAAACUUGCUAGAGAUUUCCAAACAGUUCUUAAAGAAUUCCAGAAGGCACAACGACUUGCAGCACAGAGGGAAACUGCAUAUUCUCCCUUUGUUCCAAAAGAAGUUUCAGCUUCUGGGUGCAGGUCUAGUGGAAAUGAUGAAGAGAUUAGCUCAUUUCAAAGGCAGGAGCAGCAGUCCCUUUUAUUGGAGUCUAGAAGACAGGAGGUAGUGCAUCUGGAUAAUGAGCUGGUUUUUAAUGAGGCUAUUAUAGAAGAGAGAGAGCACGGGAUUCAGGAAAUCCAACAGCAGAUCGGUGAAGUGAAUGAAAUUUUUAAAGAUUUGGCAGUGCUUGUUCAUGAUCAGGGUGUUAUGAUCGAUGAUAUCAGUUCAAACAUUGAAGGUUCCCAUGCUGCAACUACGCAAGGAACUACCCAACUUCUAAAAGCUUCAAAGUACCAAAAAUCUAGUUCUUCUUUGGUUUGUUUGCUCUUGGUGAUAUUUGGAAUCAUCCUUCUCAUUGUGGUCAUAAUUGUUGUGUUUUGAAGAGGAAAACACCUUCAAAUCUAGUGUUGAAUUUCAAGCAACCAAAUUUAUGCCCGCACCAUGUCUUUGAACCAACGGUGCUGCAAGAAUGUUCAGGAGUGUUAAGGUUGCUCUGUGCUGGUAAAUAAAAGAUUGACCUAAUACUUGUACAGUCUCCUAAAAUAUUAUCUUGUCCGUUUCUGACCUGUGUCAAUGGAUGCUAUUACUUAAUAAUAUGUACAAAUGAAUAGUAUAUCCAUAUAUGUAUGUGUCUUUUUUUUCUUGGUUUGAAAAAUAUGCUGAAAAUGGGUUUAGAAUUUUUGGAAUCAUGGCUCUUUGCCUCUAGGCAUCAAACAGCUUGUUUCGGUUUUUAAAGAUGACUACAGAGGAAAUCGAAGAGAUUAGAGCUA
Molecule: messenger RNA, 1494 nt
Organism: Chenopodium quinoa (quinoa)
Lineage: Eukaryota; Viridiplantae; Streptophyta; Magnoliopsida; Caryophyllales; Amaranthaceae
Product: syntaxin-22-like
Exons: 7
Coding region: 281-1105 (274 amino acids)
Biological process (GO): intracellular protein transport; vesicle fusion; vesicle-mediated transport
Cellular component (GO): endomembrane system; membrane; SNARE complex
Molecular function (GO): SNARE binding; SNAP receptor activity
Source: RefSeq, a predicted model, not a curated record